UCAUCACUCAGGGUUGAAGUCAAUGUCCCCAUUCUACCCCUAGGAUCAUUAGUUCCUGUCUUGGAGCUUAAAGUAGAAGGGCAGGGGCAAAUCGAUGGCAGUUUUGGGAUAUAGCCGAAAUUUCGGGUUGUUUCCGGGCGGGCACGAAUCAGGCGGUGAAGCCCAUUCCCUACUCUGAAGGCACUUGCAUGGUGGAGAAGCUCUUCGGAAUUCUCACCGACGAUUGAAGCUCACAAACCCACCGUUCAUUUACUUCUCUCUCUCUCUCUCUCUCCCCCUUCUUGUUGGGUGGUUUAGGACAUUGGCGACACCUUUCUGACGCUGCCGGGCGUUUUAACAACCGAAGCCACAGUUUAUCCUGUCGUGAGAAUUGAUGGGAAGGGUUAAGCUAAAGAUAAAGAGAUUAGAGAGCACUAGUAAUCGACAAGUUACCUAUUCAAAGCGGAGGAAUGGAAUCUUGAAGAAAGCCAGGGAAUUAUCAAUAUUAUGUGACAUAGACAUUGUCCUUCUAAUGUUCUCUCCAACAGGAAAGUCUACGGUGUUCCGUGGAGACCGCAGCAGUGUUGAAGAUGUUAUUGCCAAGUUUGCUCAACUAACGCCACAAGAGAGGGCCAAAAGGAAAUUGGAGAGCCUUGAAGUACUGAGGAAAACCUUUAAGAAGUUGGACCAUGACGUAAAUAUAGAAGAGUUUUUGGGUGCAAGCAAUCAAAACGUGGAGGAUUUGACUAAUCAUGUAAAGCUAUUGCAAGCUCAACUGGUUGAAGUAAACAGGAGAUUGAGCUGUUGGACUGAUCCAGAUAGGAUUGACAAUAUAGAACAUCUAAGGCAGAUGGAAGACUCUUUGAGGGGAUCGCUUAAUCAAGUCUGUGCAUACAAGGAAAAUUUUGGGAAACACCGACUUAUGUCAUCAGACUGCCCUGGCGAGGCCCAGAAUUGCAUUGAUUUACCUUCGACAAUGAGGGGGUUGCAAGAAGCCCAGUCUCUAACCUGGCUUCCUCAUAAUGAUAAUCAACCCAUGCAGCAUUUGCUAUUAGCCGAGGACUCAAAGUUCCUGCCUCCGAGGGAUUUGGAGUGCUCCACAUCAGCCUCUUUUCCAGGCUAUUCUGGUUAUUGUGGCACAAGUGGACAAACAGAAGUUGGCAACCCAGGGCAAUUAAGUAAUGCGGGGCAAGAAGGAGGUGCUUUAAAUGAGUUUAGUAGAACUGCAAACUUGAGUCUACAACUCAAUGAGCCAUUCCCAUACCCUUCAUAUGGCAUUCUAAAUUUUAUGGAUGAGAAGAAAUUGAAAUCAGAGACAGGGAUGGAUUUUCAAGGAAAUCCUGCAGAGUAUCAAAUUAAGAGCAGCUUUGAAUUGCCUAGACAUAUAUAUGACAAUGGGUGUCAUACUUGGAUCCCUUCGUCAGGUCCUUGUGCCAUUUCCAUGUUCAAUGCGAGUUCAUACCCCCAGCAACCAAACUGACUUUCUAGAGUCAUGUUCCCCGGCAUCAAAUUGUAGAUGGACUUGGUUUGGACGAGGUCGACAAGUUCCCUUCAAUUUUCAGCGUGAUGCUGAAAAUGGUUUUGGUUUCUCAUGCAUAAUCACCAGAUGAAGUUUAGAAUGUUGAUUCGGGCAUACCUUCAAGGAUUGACGCGGUGAUGUUUAUUUGGUCAUUGAACAUGUUAUCUGUACAAUAUAUAACUGCAAAAAGAAGAAAACAUUGGCAAACCCAGUCUGUUAUUUAUUUAUUGUCUAUGUUUCUCUAGACCAAGUUAGUUGCUGAAGAUUUCUCCUAUUUAUUCAUCAAAACCCAAAGUUGUUAAGGGUAGUGCUACUUACAAAACUGUAAAAAUGUACUCUUUACAUAAAAUAAAGUAUUUUUGCUCCUUGAUUAGUUGAAAAAUAAUAAA
Malania oleifera is the source of this 1887-nucleotide messenger RNA. Its product is annotated as agamous-like MADS-box protein AGL65. Gene Ontology annotation, molecular function: DNA-binding transcription factor activity, RNA polymerase II-specific; RNA polymerase II cis-regulatory region sequence-specific DNA binding; protein dimerization activity. The transcript is spliced from 12 exons. The record is from RefSeq and is a predicted model, not a curated record. Lineage: Eukaryota; Viridiplantae; Streptophyta; Magnoliopsida; Santalales; Ximeniaceae. Bases 374 to 1459 code for a protein of 361 amino acids. Gene Ontology annotation, biological process: positive regulation of transcription by RNA polymerase II.